CGCGCCGGCCGUAGAGCGUUGGGGGCGCGCCCUGUGCUCUGGGCAUGCGCGCCGCCGCGGGCGUCGCUGGGACCGGAAGUGCGGGCGAGCGCGCGUCCCCGGGUCUGACAGGAGUCGCCUACGGGCGCCGCGGCGGCAGUCGGAGGCGCGAGAGGGCUAGUAGCCGCGCCGCCCUGCCCAGCCAUGGGCCUCCUGUCGGACCCGGUGCGCCGGCGCGCGCUCGCCCGCCUCGUGCUGCGCCUCAACGCGCCGCUGUGCGUGCUGAGCUACUUGGCGGGCAUCGCCUGGUUCUUGGCGCUCGCUUUCCCGCCGCUGACCCAGCGCACUUACAUGUCGGAGAACGCCAUGGGCUCCACCAUGGUGGAGGAGCAGUUUGCGGGCGGAGACCGUGCCCGGGCUUUUGCCCGGGACUUCGCCGCCCACCGCAGGAAGUCGGGGGCGCUGCCAGUGGCCUGGCUGGAACGGACCAUGCGGUCAGUCGGGCUGGAGGUCUACACGCAGAGCUUCUCCCGGAAACUGCCCUUCCCAGAUGAGACCCACGAGCGCUAUAUGGUGUCAGGCACCAACGUGUACGGCAUUCUGCGGGCCCCGCGUGCUGCCAGCACCGAGUCGCUUGUGCUCACCGUGCCCUGUGGCUCUGACUCUACCAACAGCCAGGCUGUGGGGCUGUUGUUGGCACUGGCUGCCCACUUCCGGGGGCAGAUAUACUGGGCCAAAGAUAUCAUCUUCCUGGUAACAGAAUAUGACCUUCUGGGUACUGAGGCUUGGCUUGAAGCUUACCACGAUGUCAAUGUCACUGGCAUGCAGUCAUCCCCACUGCAGGGCCGAGCUGGGGCCAUUCAGGCCGCUGUGGCCCUGGAGCUGAGCAGUGAUAUGGUCACCAGCCUCGAUGUGGCUGUGGAGGGGCUCAACGGGCAGCUGCCCAACCUUGACCUGCUCAAUCUCUUCCAAACCUUCUGCCAGAAAGGGGGCCUGCUGUGCACACUUCAGGGCAAGCUGCAGCCCCAAGACUGGACUUCGUUGGACGGACCACUGCAGGGCCUGCAGAUGCUGCUGCUCAUGGUUCUGCGGCAGGCCUCCGGCCGCCCUCAUGGCUCCCAUGGCCUCUUCCUGCGCUACCGCGUGGAGGCCUUAACCCUGCGUGGCAUCAAUAGCUUCCGCCAGUACAAGUAUGACCUGGUGGCAGUGGGCAAGGCUUUGGAGGGCAUGUUCCGUAAGCUCAACCACCUCCUGGAGCGCCUACACCAGUCCUUCUUCCUCUACCUGCUCCCUGCCCUCUCCCGCUUCGUCUCCAUUGGCCUCUACAUGCCCGCCGCCGGCUUCUUGCUCCUGGUCCUUGGUCUCAAGGCUCUGGAACUGUGGAUGCAGCUGCAUGAAGCUGGAGUGGGCCUUGAGGAGCCCAGGGGGAGCCCUGGCCCCAGUGCACAGGGUGUGGGGUUGGCCUCGCUUGUGGCACCUCUGCUGAUCUCGCAGGCCAUGGGACUGGCCCUCUAUGUCCUGCCAGUGCUGGGUCAACAUGUGGCCGCCCAGCACUUCCCAGUGGCAGAGGCUGAGGCUGUGGUGCUGACACUGUUGGCGAUUUAUGCAGCUGGCCUGGCCUUGCCCCACAACACCCACCGCACUGCAGCUGGGCUGUAUCGCCCUCACCAACUUCUCACUGGGCUUCCUGCUGGCCGCCACUAUGGUGCCCACUGCUGCGCUUGCCAAGCCUCAUGGGUCCCGGACCCUCUAUGCUGCCCUGCUGGUGCUGACAAGCCCGGCAGCCACGCUCUUUGGCAGCCUGUUCCUGUGGCGGGAACUGCAGGAAGCGCCACUGUCACUGGCCGAGGGCUGGCAGCUUUUCCUGGCAGCACUGGCCCAGGGUGUGCUGGAGCAUCACACCUACGGUGCCCUGCUCUUCCCACUGCUGUCCCUGGGCCUCUACCCCUGCUGGCUGCUUUUCUGGAAUGUGCUCUUCUGGAAGUGAGAUCUUCCUGUCCAGGGCACCAGGCUGGGACAGAGACUCCCCAAGGACCCCAUUUUGCCUCCUUCCAGGGAAAUAAACAAGUGUGUGUUUCAGCUGCUAUUUGAGCUUCUGGCCCACUGUCCAUGUAGGGCCCCAAGACACGGGGGCGAGAAGCCUGCAGAGCUUGGCAUUCCCUCACAGCUCCCUGGCCAGGGCUGCUGUAGUCCACUUACCAGGUAGCAUUCCUGCCCACCAGGACUCUGCUGCUGCCUCAGCCCUGGGAAGUGAGCCCCAGGCGCACUCUCUCAGUCUGGAGGAUGCCAUCCAGACUCAGGGCUGUGUGCAUUGCUGUGUGGUGCUGGGAAGGAGAAUACACCAUGGCCAGGGUGACGAGCUGAGGCACCCAGAGACCACCUGACACCAUCUUUACUGCUGGGGCUAAGAGGCUGGAGCUAGAGCCCUGCAGAGGAGGCCCAGGGUGCAUGACAUGGGGCCCAGGCAAGGCUAGAGCCUUGGGGUGGGAUUGGGAUGAAGCAGGGAGGAGCACAUGGCCUGGCCUGGUUUCCCUGGAGUUGAGUCAGCCCAGGUGAGAUGCCCACAAGGGGCAGGGCAGGCCACACAGUGGGGACAGUACCCAGGAGCAGGAAGGGCACUGGGACAAGAGCGCCAUGGGUGAGGGCACUGACAGGCCAGCAUGGAAAGAAGCAGGCUUUUAUACCAGGACUCUGAAAGGAACUGGGAAGACCACCAUCUGUUCCGAAAGGAGAAACCUGUAGCCUUUUGGUGAUGCCAGGGCCAUGUCAGAGACCUUGGUGCUGUGGCUGGAGAGCCCUCUGGUCACAGGAAGGCAAAGGUGCCGCAGCCACACACAACCAUGCCCAGGCCUCAGUGUCGGAAUCAGCUGUGCUGCCUGGAGAAGCCACAGCAUCUGUUAGAAUCAACUAAGGGCCAGGGUCCUUUCAGUACAGUGACCCCAAAUGGCAUGUCUGUGAGGUUCUGAGGCGGGUGUCCUCCCUGUGCCCCAUUCUAGGCCACUGCCUCUUCACUGGGGCAUGUCUUCCUGUGGGAGGCUCCCCUUGACUUGGGACCCCUGGUGUGGGGGGUUGGCCUGUUGAUGGGGCUCCACAAUUGGUGGAUCAGCAGAUAGCUCCCAGGGUGAACACCUCGGUAGUUUUCUAGAGUUUCUGCAGAGGAAACACAUGCCUGCUGGGUGGGCUCGUGUUCUCUGUGUCUAGCAUUGCUUGAGGCUUGGUAGGGAUGAUGGGGUAUCAACCCCACUGUGACUGGCAGCCUCGUAAUUAACUUGCCUAUCUUCAGCCCACUUGUCCCCAAGUUUGCAGCCUCUAGUCACUUUCUCCAGUGAAUACCUCCUCUGAGGCUGGGUGGAUGCCUUCAGUCCCCACCUGAGCCUCGCUGGUUUCCCCUGCCUCUUGGUGCCCCUAGGAGCACCUCCUAGGUGGGCAUCACAGGGGCCUUCCCUGCUAAAUCAGCAGGGGAGACUCAUCUGUCAGUCUCUUAUUUUCCAAGAAGAAAUCUCCGUGUGGAGAUCUGUUCUCUUUGUAAGAUGACAUAUACAAAAUCACCCUCCAGGCAUUUUAGCUGGGCUUUGGCCUCAAUCUUUUUGGUUUUUUGUUUUGUUUUGUUUUUGAGACAGAGUAGCCCAGGCUGGAGUGCAGUGGCACGAUCUUGACUCAGUGGAACCUCUGCCUCUCUGGUUCAGCAAUGCUCCUGCCUCAGGCUCCAGAGUAGUGGGAUUACGGGUGCAUGCCACCACGUCUGGCUAAUUUUUUGUAUUUUUAGUAGAGGUGGGGUUUCACCAUGUUAGCCAGGCUGGUCUCAAACUCUUGACCUCAGAUAUCUACCCACCUAGGCCUCCCAAAGUCCUGGGAUUACAGGCAUGAGCCACUGCACCUGGCUUCCUCAAUUGUUUUUAGCUUUCUUUUCUUUUGAGACUGAGUUUCACUGUGUUGCCCAGGCUGGAGUGGAAUGGCAAAAUCUCAGCUCACUGAAACCUCCAGCUCCCAGGUUCAAGCAAUUCUACCUCAGCCUCCUGAGUAGCUAGGACUACAGGUAUGUGCCACCACACCUAGCUAAUUUUUUUGUAUUUUUAGCAGAGAUAGGGUUUCACCAUAUUGGCCAGGCUGAUUUCGAACUCCUGACCUUAGGUGAUCCACCCACCUUGGCCUCCCAAAAUGCUAGGAUUAUAGGCAUGAGCCACCAUGCCCGGCUGCCUCAAUUGUUUUUAACAGGACUUUGGCAGUCACUUAAAGGACAAAUCAUGAAAAUACAUAAGUGGGGAAAAAAGCUACAGGAAACCUCGCUUGUGUUCUGAGUAUGUCUGUACAGACUUCUCUGCCUAUACAAGUGUUGAAAGAUAACCAUAGGCUGGGCUCGGUGGCUCACACUUGUAAUCCCAGCACUUGGGGAGGAUGAGGUGGGCAGAUCAUAAGGUCAGGAGAUUGAGACCAUCCUGGCUAACACGGUGAAACCCCAUCUCUACUAAAAAAUACAAAAAAUUAGCCAGGUGUAGGGUCAUGCACCUGUAAUCCCAGCUACUCAGGAGGCUGAGGCAGCGGAAUUGCUUGAACCUGGGAGGCAGAGGUUGCAGUGAGCCAAGAUCAUCCACUGCGCUCCAGCCUGGGUGACAGAGCAAGACUCCUCUUAAAAAAAAGGAAAAAGGUGGGGGGUGGAACAUUGAGAACGGCAGAGUUGCUUUGUUAGGGAGGCAGGACUUCUGUUCUGAUUUUCAGUAAUGAUACGGGCUCAACCUCCACAUUUCUCCCCCCUUUUUUUUUGAUGGAGUCUCACUGUAACCCAGGCUGGGGGCUAUGCCAAGAUCUUGGCUCAUUGCAACCUUCCCUCUGGAGUUCAAGGGAUUCUUCUGGCUCAGUGUCCCAAGUAGCUGAGAUUACAGGCAUGUGCCACCACAUCCUGCUUUUUUUUUUUUGAGACAGAAAACCACAGAACCACAGCCACCGGUCAGGGCCACAGUCACCCACACAGCAGACCAAAGCAAAGCCAUCUCCAGAAGCCUCUGCAUUAAAAGAAAAAAAAGGGAGGCCAGCUAAGGUGAGAUUGUUUAAACCUAAGAGUUCAUUUUUUUUUUUUUUUUUGAGAUAGAGUUUCGCUCUUGUUACCCAGGCUGGAGUGCAAUGGCGCGAUCUUGGCUCAUCACAACCUCUGCCUCCUGGGUUCAGGCAAUUCUCCUGCCUCAGCCUCCUGAGUAGCUGGGAUUACAGGCACGCGCCACCAUGCCCAGCUAAUUUUUUGUAUUUUUAGUAGAGAUGGGGUUUCACCAUGUUGACCAGGAUGGUCUCAAUCUCUUGACCUUGUGAUCCACCUGCCUCAGCCUCCCAAAGUGCAGGGAUUACAGGCGUGAGCCACCGCGCCUGGCCUAUUUUUUUUUUUUAAGUAGAGAUGUGGUUUCGCUAUGUGAAGGCCAGGCUGGUCUUGACCUCCUGACUUCAGGUGAUCUGCCCACCUCAGCCUCCCAAAGUGCUAGGAUUACAGGCAUGAGCCACUGCCCCUCACCUCCUCCCUGAUAUUUCUCAUGGGCCCACGUCCCUCCAUCUUUACUGUUUGGUCUCCUGCCUUGCCUACUCUGCUGUUUCCCAGCCACACCUGUCUCCUCAGUGCCCAUUCAGCAGUCGUAGAGAUCUUUAACACCAGGCUGAGUGUAAAACUCUGGGGGAUGCCCAUCAUUCACAGAAUAAAGUGAAACUCCUAACCCUGGUCUCCAAGACCAGCGUGUCCAACUCCUACCUGGCUCUGCAGAACAUUUUCAUUGCCCCUGAAAGAGAUCCUAUACCCAUUGUCAUUCACUCCCCAUCUCUCUCCCUUCCCAGCCCCUGGCACUAUUGAUCUCUCUGCCUCUAUAGAUCUACCUACUGUGUACCAUCACGUGAAUAAAAUCAUGUACAUGGUCUUUUGUGA
Messenger RNA from Callithrix jacchus (white-tufted-ear marmoset), 5878 nucleotides. RefSeq names its product glycosylphosphatidylinositol anchor attachment 1 (gene GPAA1). The record is from RefSeq and is a predicted model, not a curated record. Gene Ontology annotation, cellular component: GPI-anchor transamidase complex; membrane. Lineage: Eukaryota; Metazoa; Chordata; Mammalia; Primates; Cebidae. Gene Ontology annotation, biological process: attachment of GPI anchor to protein.